Molecule: messenger RNA, 1356 nt
Organism: Fusarium sp. VM40
Lineage: Eukaryota; Fungi; Ascomycota; Sordariomycetes; Hypocreales; Nectriaceae
Source: the annotation of a GenBank genome assembly
AUGGCUUCAUUUACUGCGAAAGAAGUGGCGGCUCACAACACCCGUGGUGAUUGUUGGACAAUAAUCAAGGGACAGGUCUACGAUGUUACAAAAUACGUUGAGGACCACCCUGGCGGUGCAGAUGUGCUUAUUGAGGUCGCUGGCAAAGACUCAACGGUAGAGUUUGACAGUGCUGGCCACUCUGAGGAUGCUUUUGAGAUUAUGGAGGAGUACCACAUUGGAGAAUACAAGGGUGCUCCAGUGCGAAAUGCCCCUAAGGCGGUCACCCUAAAAAAGGCAGCUCCGAAAGCUGUCUCUUCAAACAGCCUCACUUCAACCGCGCUCACAGCCACAGCGGCCAUUUCAGUCGGUGCUAUUGCACUUCACCAAGCAUACCGAUUGAACCCUGAGAUUUUGAACUCUCUCCCCAAGAUCAAGACCUCUGGAUCAGGCCCCGGUUUCCUUGAAGGGUUCCUCAUCGCUUCAGCAAUCUUCACCGUAGCUGGUACCGUCACUGCGAAGAAGCUGUCCAAGCACCUCCACUUUGAGGAGGGCGGUUUCAUGAGCUAUGCUCCUCACAAGAAGAUGCCCAAGGUGACAAAGGUCAACCCUCUUGUACAACGAGGCUGGCUCGAUCCUGCAGCAUACCAUGCUCUUCCUCUUACCGAGAAGGAGAUGAUUGCUCCUAACGUCUACCGUCUGGUCUUCAGCCUGCCUACUCCCACAACUGUUCUCGGUCUACCGACAGGCCAACAUCUCGCUAUCAAGGCAGAAAUCGACGGAAAGACAAUCAACCGCUCAUACACACCCAUCUCAAAUAACAACGAUCUCGGAAAACUGGAACUCGUCAUCAAGUGCUAUCCCGAUGGUCUUCUCACUGGAAGAUACCUCGCCAAUCUCGAGCUCGGCGACGAAGUCCAGUUCCGUGGACCCAAGGGAGCUAUGCGAUACCAACGCGGCCUGUGCAAGAGAAUAGGCAUGCUCGCUGGCGGAACCGGCAUCACCCCGAUGUUCCAAAUCAUCCGAGCCAUCUGCGAAGACGACCGCGACCUUACACAAGUCAGCCUUGUUUACGCCAACCGCUCAGAACAGGAUAUUCUCCUGCGAAACGAGCUUGAGACAUUUGCACGACGAUACCCUCAAAACUUUAGACUUUAUUACUUGAUCGAGAACGCCCCUGCCGAUUGGACAUACGGAACGGGAUAUGCUACACAGGCGCUCAUGGAGGAAAAGUUCCCAGCUCCUGGGCCCGACUCCAAGAUCAUGCUUUGCGGACCUCCAGGUAUGAUCAAGGCCGCUAAGACAUCUCUGGCCAGUCUUGGAUUCGAGCAGCCUGGUGCUUCUGCCAAGAUGAGCGAUCACAUCUUUUGUUUCUAA